UUGAGGGUCUCGAAACCCUCGUCUUUGUACCGUUUCUUCUGUUUUUUAUAUUAAUUAUUUUUUUCUCUUCCUCUGGCCGCUUUCCGGCGAUAAAUCUCGUUUGCCGGCAAAGGUCGUCGUUUGUUCGCUCCCUUCCCCGGCACUCCUGCCUUUUCUCAUGGUUUCUCAGCCACCUCCGACGGAAGUUUCUUUUCGGAGGCGUGCCGGAUUCCGACCGAUCCCAUAUAAUCCCGUACAUGCAUGGCGUCCGCUCUCUUGGCCAGCCGAAAUGAACCGUGUUGGGGAGAACGGAAGGUUUAUAUGAGGAAAAACCCUAAUUCUAACCCUCACCUGAAGGCUAACCCUAACUCUAACCCUAACAAGCCGAUCUAUGACCCUCUAAGCCAGAUUCAUGGCCGGCAGGCCGACGAAUCGGUAGCUGCUGCUCCGGCUCUGACAGAUGAUUCGUCUUCGCUGAAAAGGAAAUCGAUCAACCUCAACAACCGUAGAGAAACCUCGGUUGGUGGAUAUGUUACCUUCAAUAUUGCGGCCUGUUCAAGAAGAGAGCUGAAGGAGCUCAAGCAACGCCUGAUCUUGGAGUUAGAGCAGGUCAGAAACUUGAGCAACCGGAUCGAAUUGAGAGAGAUCCAAUCCAGGUCCGGUUACAGCGCUUCUGGAGGCUAUGGCGGUAGAGAAGUCAAUUCUGCAACAAGGCCACCGCCGCUGCACCUAAAUUACUCCUUAGAUUCACUCGGUGCAGAUGGAACAAAAGAGAAACGAACUCCAAAGGCGAACCAGCAUUAUAGACCCUCUGAAUUCCUCUCGGCAAAGGAUGAGGUGCCUCAUGAUAAAAAGAAAGUUUCAGGAAGUAAGCGUCCUCUCUCCCUGGCUCUUGACAGAGAUCCAAAGAGGCCGGCAUUGGAACCUGCUGUUAAAACAGGAAAGCCGAUGUCUGGCGCCAUUAAACGCUGUGGGCAGAUAUUGUCGAAGUUAAUGAAACACAAGCAUGGUUGGAUCUUCAAUGCCCCUGUUGAUGUUGUUGGCAUGGGGCUUCAUGACUACAACCAGAUCAUCAAACAUCCAAUGGAUCUUGGAACCGUAAAAACGAAACUUGGCAAAAAUCUCUAUGCAACGCCGCUAGAUUUUGCCUCAGACGUUCGGUUAACCUUCAAAAAUGCCCUAAUUUACAAUCCGAAGGGUCAUGAUGUUUAUAACAUCGCUGAACAGCUGCUGGCUCGCUUUGAGGAGAUGUUUGAACUUGCAUGCAAUAAAUUAGAGAAUGAGCAGCCACGCAUGAAUGCCUCCACCCCCACCAAUGAGGAGGUGCGACAAAGGUCUUCAACGCGGGUUCCAACGCCGGAGAGUGCAAGAAGACCUGAUUCCCCUCAAGUUCCAGCCCCAAAUUUGGCUCCAGUACAAAAUUCUCCACCAAAUCCACCAGCGGCUGCAAGGACGACUACGGUGAAGCAGCCAAAGCCAAAGGCGAAAGAUCCUAACAAACGGGAAAUGAGCUUCGAGGAAAAGGAGAAGCUGGGAAAGAGCCUGGAGAGCCUCCCUCAGGAGAAGAUGGAGCAGGUGUUGAAUAUCAUAAGGAGAAGAAAUGCCAAUGUGGCACAGCACGGUGAUGAGAUUGAGCUUGACAUUGAGGUUUUGGACACUGAGACGCUAUGGGAACUUGAUCGAUUCGUGUACAAUUGCAAGAAGUUGAUGAGCAAGAUUAAGAGGCAAGCGAUUGCUAGCAACCAUAUUUCUGCAGCACAAGAACAAGACAUUAAGUCUCCCAUCCAGGACCAUGAGAUGCCUGAGGCUGGGGCUUCAGAGCGUACGGAAGCCGCUACAGCAGCAGAAGCCCAAACAUCAGCUUCUUCUGCAAGGAAGGUCAAGAAGGGAGAAGCCGUGGAUGAGGAUGUCGAUAUUGGCGAGGAUAUUCCCACAAGCAACUUCCCCCCAGUGGAGAUUGAGAAGGAUGCCGGCUUAGCAAGCAGAUCAUGCAGUUCCAGCAGUUCAAGCAGCGGUUCAUCCUCAUCCAGUGAUUCUGAUUCAGGAAGCUCGUCAGGAAGCGAUUCUGAUGCAGACGAUGCACAGUCGCCAUGCAUUGGGUCAAAAGCUUCGCCAAGGACGUGGUGAUGUGAUCCCAAUUCUGUGACCAAUAUAUAAGGCGUUGAACUGGGGGAGUGAUGGCGAAAAGGUACAAAACUCGCCACUCUCAAUAGUUACUCUAAAGUUUGUGCUACGCUACGCGAGAGAUUAAUACAAAAAACAACCAAGGCGAUGAAGCUGAGGCUUUGUGGAUUCUGUUGGUUUAUAGGUCGUCUUCUGUUAAUGUGGUUGCAGUUUCGGAGGAAAGAGGAUGGGGGUAUCUUACGUGGCUUUGGCGCUCCUCUUUUGUACCAUAUGUAAAGAGAGACCAAUAUCGACCAAGUAGAGAUCAGAGGAACGGUAGAAUUGAGAUGAUGUAGGUUUAGGUUAGUCCACCAAGAACAUGGAAAGAAGAUACGAGUUGAGAUAACCUUUUUUUUUCUUGUACCAUACAACAUCACCAUGUGAUUUUCUCAUCAGAGAUCUUUUGGCAAUUUAAUUCUUUCCUUCUUCUACAA
Molecule: messenger RNA, 2576 nt
Organism: Nelumbo nucifera (sacred lotus)
Lineage: Eukaryota; Viridiplantae; Streptophyta; Magnoliopsida; Proteales; Nelumbonaceae
Product: transcription factor GTE7-like
Molecular function (GO): protein binding
Source: RefSeq, a predicted model, not a curated record